Messenger RNA from Necator americanus (New World hookworm), 1110 nucleotides. RefSeq lists its product as uncharacterized. Bases 1 to 1110 code for a protein of 369 amino acids. The transcript has 12 exons. Gene Ontology annotation, biological process: regulation of DNA-templated transcription. Gene Ontology annotation, cellular component: nucleus. NCBI's taxonomy places the organism in Eukaryota, Metazoa, Nematoda, Chromadorea, Rhabditida, Ancylostomatidae. The record is from RefSeq and is a predicted model, not a curated record.
AUGAAUACUUUGGCAGACUACGGGGAUGAAAGCGACGAAGAAUCACCGCGACGACGUUCAUUUGUGGUUGAACGUGAGCCAGCUGAAGUAGCUAGUUCCACUAAUUCCCAACACAACAGCACGCAUUCAUCCCCGCAUCAUAAAAGUCCUGAUGUUUCACCGAGACCAAGAAGGGAUUCUGAUAUGAUGUUUGAUGGAAUAAGGGCGCCACUGAGUACCUCUCCCUCCCGAAUUACAUUUUACCCCGGAGACGGCGACAUGAUGUUCGAUGAGCCACGUCGUUACUCUUCGUUUAGUGAUCACAGCGAUCAUAGCGAUACCGCAGAAUUUCGGGAACCACCACCACCGAAGAGGAAAGUGGACCAUUCUCCAUCACCAUCUCUUCCUACCCCAACAAGCAAAAUACCUCAAGUUUCAUCAGCUGUUUCCCUUGUCUCAUACAGUGGUGCCGAAGAUGAGAAGGAAGAUGCUUUUGAAAGAGCCGAUCGUGCAGCUGAAAACGUUUCGCGACCAGCGUCACCACCAUCAGGAAUGGUGGAACCUCGGCCGCCGGAAAGAGUCAGCCAGGACAGCGAAACCGAUGACGAAAAUGAGCGGCUCAUAGAUAUGGCUCUCGAGGAUGGCCGCAAUGCCAUGAAACAGAUCGAAGACGGAGGAUCCACGGGAUCUGGCGGUUGGACGCCACGCCCAUAUGACAGCCCAUUACAUGGAGUAGAUCAUGAGAUUGAUUCAAAGAGAGUCGACACACCACCUCAUCAAGAAGUUAAUAUACCACCAGCACCAACUACCGAGUGCGACCCAGAAUUGGUGGAGAUUUUUUACAAACAUUUUGAACGGAAGGCAGCUGGCAUUGACGUAAAUGUUUCUGUCCAAGCACGAAAGGACUUUCAAAACCCUUCCAGUUAUGAACAAUUGAUUUUAAACUUUGGAAUUGAUGAAGUUGCAACUCUUCUGCACCCGAAAUUGCUUACGGUGAACUAUCCUCGAUGUUGCCGAUACGAAAAAAUAGCAGAGGACCAGAGGAAGCAUAUGGACAGUAUAGCAGCAGCAAAGAAAGGAGCAUCUAGCGGAGCGUCUUCAUCAUCAGCUACAGUUAAAAAGAAGGGCUGA